Lymnaea stagnalis (great pond snail) is the source of this 978-nucleotide messenger RNA. Lineage: Eukaryota; Metazoa; Mollusca; Gastropoda; Lymnaeidae. The record is from the annotation of a GenBank genome assembly.
CAGAACGAAGUCAAACCUUAUCUGCAACUGGACAAAUUGCGCGACGGAAUGUUUUGGGUUGCGGGCGAGCUUUUCGAUUUCAAAUUUACGCCUGUUUCAAAUGUUCCCGUUUAUCACGCGGACGUAAAAGUUUGGGAAGUUACGGACAAGAAAAGCGGAAAACACGUCGGGCUUUGGUAUUUCGACCCGUAUGCGCGUGAAGGAAAGCGUUCGGGCGCGUGGAUGAACGCUUAUCGCGGGCAAGACAGGUUAGACGCGGAAACCACGACCAUUGUUUCCAAUAACUCCAACUUCGUUAAAGGCAAAGCGGGCGAACCCGUUUUGAUCUCUUGGGACGAUGCCGAAACGCUUUUCCACGAAUUCGGACACGCGCUUCACGGUCUUUCGUCGAAUGUUACUUAUCCGUCGCUUUCGGGAACGAACGUGGCGCGUGAUUACGUCGAAUUUCCGUCACAGCUUCUCGAACGUUGGGUUUCAACGCCCGAAGUUUUGCAGAAGUUCGCGCUUCAUUAUCAAACCGGAAAACCAAUUCCGCAAAACUUGGUCGAUAAGAUCAAGAAAGCCGCAACUUUCAAUCAAGGAUUCGGAACGGUCGAAUAUCUUUCGAGCGCAUUGGUCGAUAUGAAACUGCAUCUCGCCGGUGCGCAAAAGAUAGAUGCGGAUAAAUUCGAGAAAGAAACGCUCGAUGCGCUCGGAAUGCCGAAGGAAUUGGUAAUGCGUCACCGCACACCGCAGUUCGGUCACGUUUUUUCAUCGGACGGAUAUUCGGCAGGCUAUUACAGCUAUCUUUGGUCUGACGUUUUGACCGCCGAUGCUUUCGGCGCGUUUAUCGAAGGCAAAGGUCCAUAUGAUAAAAAAGUCGGCGCAAGCCUUGUCAAAAACAUUUUCUCGGUCGGCAACACGAUCGAUCCGGCAGAAGCCUAUCGUAAUUUCAGAGGACGCGACCCGCAAGUGAGCGCAUUGAUGAAAAAACGCGGA